Diospyros lotus (date-plum) is the source of this 1777-nucleotide messenger RNA. Its product is annotated as protein SAR DEFICIENT 1. Gene Ontology annotation, cellular component: nucleus. The record is from RefSeq and is a predicted model, not a curated record. The coding region runs from base 163 to 1551 and encodes 462 amino acids. Lineage: Eukaryota; Viridiplantae; Streptophyta; Magnoliopsida; Ericales; Ebenaceae. Gene Ontology annotation, biological process: regulation of salicylic acid biosynthetic process. Gene Ontology annotation, molecular function: sequence-specific DNA binding; calmodulin binding; DNA-binding transcription factor activity. The transcript has 7 exons.
AAUAUAGAUCGAUGCAUAUAUAUAUAUAUAUAUAUAUGCAAUCUCAUGCCCACUUAAUCCCUCCUUCUCCUCCUUUUCCUCCUAGCUAGCUCCUUCUCUCUCUCUCUCUCUCUCUCAUACAAUCAUAUAUAAGUUGGUUAAUUAGCUUUCCCUUCAACGUUAAUGGCAGCCAAACGGUUCUUGGAUGACUCGGGCACCGACCCGGAUCAUCCCAAUGGAAAAAGAAUCAAAACCUCACGCUCCCUUGCCUCUGUAAUUGGAGAGGUCGUCACCGGCAAUUUCUUGCAGAACUUCUGCUCAACCUUGGAGCCAAUGCUAAGACGAGUGGUGAAUGAAGAGGUGGAGAAUAGCCUGAGACGUGUCGGAGGAAGAUCGAAUAUAAGCCGGUCUCCGUCGCUGCGGAUUCAGGCGCCGGAGCCGACGACGUCCAGCCUGCAACUGAUAUUCAACAAGAAGCUUUCCCUUCCGAUCUUCACCGGCACCAAGAUUCUCGACGCCGACAACUCCCCUCUCGAAAUCCUUCUCUUCGACGUCGGACCCGAUCACCAGCUGAUUCGAACCUCCCUUGCCCGCCCCAUAAGAGUGGAGAUCGUGGUCUUAGAUGGCGACUUCCCGGCCGGCGAAUCGGACGCAUGGAGCAGCGCGGAGUUCGAGAAGAAUAUCGUGAAGGAAAGGACCGGGAAGCGGCCCUUGCUCACCGGCUGCGAUCAGGGGGUCACCAUGAGAGACGGGUUUGUUGCCGUAGGCGAGAUAGAGUUCACCGAUAAUUCGAGCUGGAUCCGCAGCAGGAAGUUCAAGCUCGGCGCCAGGGUGGCUCAAGGCUCUUGUCCAGGCGUUAGGAUUCGCGAAGCCAUGACUGAAUCUUUCGUUGUCAAAGAUCACCGUGGAGAAUUGUACAGAAAGCAUCACCCGCCCAACCUAGAAGACGAAGUGUGGAGGCUUGAGAAGAUCGGAAAAGAUGGCGCUUUCCACAAGAAGUUGGCCUCUGCCGGCGUCAAGACUGUGCAAGAUUUCCUCAAGAUGUCAGUUGUUGACCCCUCCAGUCUCAGAAAGAUUCUAGGCAUGGGAAUGUCCGACAAAAUGUGGGAAGUGACGGUAAAGCAUGCAAGAACCUGUGUUAUGGGCAACAAAUUGUACGUAUCUCAGGCCCCCGAUUACUCAAUCAUCUUGAAUCCAGUUUGCCAAAUCCUCAAAGCCACGAUCGGUGGCCAGCCGCCUCGAGCCAUCAAAGACUUGCAUCCCAUGGAAAGGGCGUGCGUGGAGCGUUUGGUGAGAGAAGCAUAUCAUAACUGGAACUGCCUGGAGGAAAUUGAAGUGCCUAUGAAUGAGACUCCAUUGCUAACCCAAGGUGAUGGAGUGGAGGAGCAUUAUCCCAACUGUUAUCAGCAGACUCUGAUGGGAUCAUAUCACCAAGAACAUGCAUUUCUAACCAAUGGAUCGAUGGGGCCUGGACCGGGACUGGGGUCGGCUUCUAGCAAUGAGUGGCUUCUGGUACAAACAGGAGUUGGUUAUAAUAUUUCAGAGUCUUCAUCUGACGGUGAAUUAAGAUGAGUGUUUCUCUUCUGUAACAUAUAAGUUGUGGCAUUGAACAAGAGAAAAAGAAAUUAGUCUCUUGUAUAAUUAUGCCUCUGUUUAAUAUGCAGCAGUAGUAGCAACAAGUACUCUACUAUGAGUUGUCAAAUGUUCUUAAUUAGAGCAGCAAAUUAACUAAGCUCUCUUAUCUGCUGUAACCUGUGAAAAUUUGAUGUUCUUAAUUAAUUAGCAUCUCUUCUAAGCA